AUGGCUCAAUCAUAGGAUAAAGUGAAGAGAAAUGAUAAUGAUUGCGAGGAGUCGAUAUCUUAAUUAUUUUUGAAUUUAGUUAGAUGUACUUUUUAAACAGUGUUUGGUUAUAUUUGUUUGGAUGUGUGUGUGUCAAUUAGUUUACAUUAUAUUUCAUAAGAAAUAAACCCAAUAGCAAAUGCUGGUUAUGGUUUUGCAUUGACUUGCGUCUACAUAAUAUUAACACCAUUUGGUUUUGGACUUAAUUAAUCAUUAAACAUGCAUACAUCAUAAGCAUUGGGAGCGAAUAAAAUAUCUCUUGCAAAAGGGUACUUUAAUUUAAACCUUUAUGUGAUACCUGCAACACUAAUCCCUUUGGGAAUUUUACUUUUAGUUUUAAAAUACCCUUUAAGUUUAAUUAUGGCAGAAGAUUAACGAUAAUAAACAUCAGAUUACUCUUAAGAAUUUUUAUAUUAUUUGAUACCAGCCUUUAUUCUGGCAUUUAUAUUUGAAAGCGUAAAAUGUUUUAUGGUAGCGCAUAAAGUAACAUACCCUUUUACAAUAAUCCACUUUUGUACUCUAAUUACUCAUUGGUUAUUUUGUUGGAUUUUUAUAGUGUAGUUUUAAUGGGGUGUGCCAGGAGCAGGAGCGGUAAUAAUUAUAACAGAAAUCUUGAACAUUUUAGGACUAGUCCUUUUUGUUGAGAAUACUGAUUUAAAAAAGGAAAUAUUUGAUGGAACAAAACUCUUACUUGAUGUAGAUAGGUUUAAGAAAUUAGGACUUCAAUAUAUCAAAACUUCAGUUCCUAUAGUUUUGCAUAUAUUUUCAGAGCUAUUUGUUUUUUUUACUCUAUCUUUUAUUGCAUUGAGUUUAGGGAUUUCAGAAAUGAAUGCUCAUAUGGGUUUAUAAAAUAUGUGUGGAAUUUAUUUUAGUAUAAACUAAAGAAUUAUUAUAGGAAUUCCAAUUUGUUUAUCUAUUGCAUUGAUGACUUUUGUGGGAACUGAAAUGAGUAAAGGAAACAUCAAAUUAGCAAAAAUCUAUGUUUUCUUAGGAGUUAUAAUUUUUGUUAUUGCAUGCGCGUUUUCAUCUUUUUUAAUUUGGAGUCAAAGAGAAUCACUAGCAAAUUUUUAUUCAUCGAAUUCAGAUGAAGAUGAGUUCACUUUGAGUGCUAAAUAGAUAUUUUUAGACACUAUUCCAUGGAUGAUAGGAGGAAUGCUCAUUGUCGACGGUUUAUAAGGAACACUGAGUGGAGCAUUGAAAGGAAUUAAUAAAAUUAAUCUUGUCUUUGUAUUAAAUUUAUUCAUAAUCAAGUACUCAACAAUUUUAGCUUAUUACAUAAUUUGCCUUCCUAUUGUAUCCUUUUUCGCAUAUAAAUGGGGGCUAGAUCAAGGAGUAAUUGGUAUUUGGCAAGGUUUUGGAAUAGCAAAUUUAAUUUUAGCUAUAUUGGACCUCUUUAUUUUAUUUACUGUUGAUUGGGAGUUGGAAUCGAAAAAUAUCAUUUAAAGAGUGGAAUCGCAAAAUUAAAUCGAACUAAAAACCCUAAUCGAAUUAGAAGAUAAAUAAGCAAAUGUGUGA
Molecule: messenger RNA, 1554 nt
Organism: Paramecium tetraurelia
Lineage: Eukaryota; Ciliophora; Oligohymenophorea; Peniculida; Parameciidae
Exons: 3
Biological process (GO): transmembrane transport
Cellular component (GO): membrane
Molecular function (GO): antiporter activity; xenobiotic transmembrane transporter activity
Source: RefSeq, a predicted model, not a curated record